AUGCCAUUAAAGAAAAAUUAUACAAGAAGAUCUCUUAAUAGGAGUUUCCUUAUAAUGGUGCCCGUAGUUAUUUUAUUGACUCUAUUUAAAUUGCAUAGUGUGUUUGCUUCUAUUUUGGCUUUGGAGGAUCCAUUAUUCUUGGCUGAUUUAGUGAAAGACCCUGAGCUAUUUGUAAAGCAUAUCUCUGGUGGUAAUGAUCAUAAUAUCGAUAUAGGUGAUUUGAAUAGAUCUCCUACGUUAACACCAGAUCAAAAAUUACUGAAAAAGGGUUUCCAUGGUGCUAUUAGUUCAGAUUUGGAGUUGUGUAAUAAUUUGACUGUUAAUUCUGUUUUAAAGAAGUUCCCUCAAGCCAAUGCGGCUGAUGCCUCUGUAACUUUAGGUUUAUGUAUUGGUAUGGUUAACUUCUUCAACAGUGGUAUAGGAGGUGGUGGUUAUGCUGUAUUCUCUGGUAAGAAUGAGUCUGACCACUUGUUUGUAGAUUUUAGAGAAAAGGCUCCGAUUAAUGCCCAUAAGGAUAUGUUCGAAAAUUGCACAAUGUGUUCUAAAGUUGGUGGAUUGGCUAUUGCUGUCCCUGGUGAACUUAUGGGGUUAUAUCAUUUAUUUGAGUCAAGAGGAAGUGGAAAUGUAACUUGGUAUGAUUUAGUAGAACCAGUGGCCACAUUAGGGUAUAAAGGCUGGGAGGUCGAAGAAACUCUAGCUUUUGCGUUAAGGUUUUAUGAGCCUAUAUUUUUAAAGUUAUCUUCAACUUGGGAGUUUGUAUUAAACGAAAAUAAAACUGGAGUCAAGAGAAGAGGUGAUUGGAUUAGCAGACCCAUAUUUGCAAAUCUUUUGAUGGAAUUAGCACAUAAUGGGAGUGUAGCUCCAUUUUAUGACCCUAACCAUUGGAUGGCAAAGUCAAUGGUAAAUACAAUUCAAAACAAUGGUGGUAUAAUAUCGUUACAAGACUUCGAAUCAUAUAAUAUCAAUUCAAGUUUACCAUUAUCAAUGAAAAUACGAAAAGGUUUUAUGAAUGCUCCAAAUAAUGACUUAACAAUUUUAACUAGUUCUGGCUCUAGUUCUGGCGCCGCAUUGCUAUCUGCCCUUUCUAUAAUGGACAAUUACCCAAGUGUUAAAGGUGGCGACUAUGGAACUGAAACUACAUUCGAGUUAGUUGAAGCUAUGAAGUGGAUGGCUUCUGCUAGAAGUAGACUAGGAGAUUAUAAUGGGCCUGAUUUACCUCCUAGGAUAAAAGAGGUAUUAGACCAAAGUUGGACAAGCAACGCAAUAAAUAAUAUAAGGAUUAACUCAACUGAUCAUGGCUAUAAAACGUUGGAAAACUGGACUCUUUAUAAUCCUGCAUAUGAAAUGAAUGAACCCCAUGGUACUGCUCAUUUCAGUAUAGUUGAUCACCAUAACAACGCAGUGUCUUUGACAACUACGAUUAACUUGCUAUUUGGAUCAUUGGUUUAUGAUAAGAACACCGGUGUGAUAUUUAAUAAUGAAAUGGAUGACUUCUCUCAAAACCAUAGAUCGAAUAGUUUUUCAUUAGCUGCGUCGAAAUAUAAUUUCCCAGAACCUGGUAAAAGGCCACUGUCAUCAACUUCUCCAAGUAUAAUUUUGAAUGAAAUUGGAUUCCCAGACCUUAUAGUCGGUGCUUCUGGAGGAUCCAGAAUUACAACUAGUACACUCCAGACUAUUAUAAGGACAUACUGGUAUAAUAUGCCACUGCUUGAAGCUAUUGCAUAUCCAAGAGUUCAUCACCAACUUCUACCGUAUCAAUUAGAAUUGGAAAGUUUUAAUCUAGUAGGAAGAGAAACGGUUAAGCAGCUGGAAAAUAUGGGACAUGAUGUCGUCGAAGAAAUUCCUAAAAGUGUAGUAAACGCCAUUCGAUUUGUUGAAGGAGAAUGGCAUGCUGUCAGUGAUUUUUGGAGGAAAAGAGGUAUUUCCAUAGCAUAUUAG
This is a messenger RNA of Vanderwaltozyma polyspora DSM 70294, 1938 nucleotides long. It is a transcript of the gene ECM38, whose product is annotated as gamma-glutamyltransferase. NCBI's taxonomy places the organism in Eukaryota, Fungi, Ascomycota, Saccharomycetes, Saccharomycetales, Saccharomycetaceae. The record is from RefSeq and is a predicted model, not a curated record. Gene Ontology annotation, cellular component: plasma membrane; fungal-type vacuole. The coding region runs from base 1 to 1938 and encodes 645 amino acids. Gene Ontology annotation, molecular function: glutathione gamma-glutamate hydrolase. Gene Ontology annotation, biological process: glutathione catabolic process. The transcript has a single exon.